This is a messenger RNA of Musca vetustissima, 3292 nucleotides long. RefSeq names its product restin homolog. The coding region runs from base 1 to 3117 and encodes 1038 amino acids. The transcript has 8 exons. Gene Ontology annotation, cellular component: cytoplasm; nucleus. The record is from RefSeq and is a predicted model, not a curated record. Gene Ontology annotation, molecular function: microtubule binding. Lineage: Eukaryota; Metazoa; Arthropoda; Insecta; Diptera; Muscidae.
AUGGGCGCUCACAGCUCAAAGGAAAAAUUGUCGCGUUCCUAUUCGGAACGUUAUAUCCACGCCCAAGUUAUCGAAAGGGAACGUUUUGGUAGUUUUGGAAAACGUGCUAAAGGAGCAGCCAAGAAACGCGAUGUACGCAAUUUGAGUAUUUCGCCGACCGAUUUGGGACCACCACCAAAAACACAACAAACAUCGAAUGGUUCCUCAACACGGCCAAAACCGGCGGUUUUAACAUUAACACAAAAACGUUUUAAUGCCCAGAGCAAUUGUACAACACCAUCUCCAUCCACAACAUCGACGGCUGCUAGCAGUCCAACAGGUGGCAGCACCAACAGUAUUAAAGGCUCGCCACCAUUAAAAAAAUUCCAAUUGAAUACCAGACGCACUGAUAGCAAGACGACACCAAACAAAACUCCGUUAAAAGAUCACAAUCGAAUUAUAAAUCAAACGAUUACGCCACCGUCUUCAAAGAGUAACUCUAGCAAACCAGACACGCCAACAGACCUUCAGGAAAAUGGUCUUUCUCUUCUCAACAAUAACAACAACAUCAGUGCAUCGACAGCUGCCACUGCAACGACAACAGCGGCAUCGAUCACAGACAAGAGUGGUCCAAGCAUCAGAACAAACUCCAGGACAUCUUCGCCUGUUCUUUUGGCCAUUAACAAUAAGAAAAGUACUACACCCGCCUCACCAUCAGCUGUUACCAAUCAUCUUAGCGAUAAGAAGCUGCAAAGUAAAUUACAUAAUUCAUCAUCGCCAUCAACGUCCACAAAUAAUGUUAGCCGAAAAUUGUUGUUGCACAAACAGCACCAGCAACUGUCAGAUGACGCCGUUGUCAUACCUUCGGCAGAACCUCCGGUUGCCGAAGAGUUGCAACAAUUGAAACUACUUAACCGGCACUCGUGUAAUGGUGCAUUGAACUAUGAGGCAUUUGAACAGCAACAAUUGCAACUGCAGCAGCUGCAACAACAAUCGGCUCACCAAACUAAGAGCACAGAAGCUUUAGGAGUGCUGCUGCAAUAUCUGGUCUAUGAUUUGGAUGCUUUUGCAUGUCCAUCGCUGAGAUCUGAGAAUACUAAAACAAAGGAUAAACUAAAGAAGACCUUGCUAUUGUUGGACGAGGCCAAGAGUACUUGUUCUGAAUUGCAGGAUCAGCUUUGUGAUAAGGAGGCUUACUACAUAGAAAGAGAAAAUGAAUUACAGGCUUUACAUCGCUGCGAGUUGGACAAAGCCCGAACGAGUUUUGAGGAAUUCGAAAUUGCAGCAAAGCGGCAAAUUUCUGUUCUGCAAUCGCAACUUGAAAGUACGCAGACGGAAAACCGCAACAAUUUCGAAAGCUAUCGUAGUGAAAUGGAAAAGAAGCUCUCCGAGAAAGUAGAUCAAAUAAGAAGUGCAGAGGAACGUGAAAGUGUGCUACAGCAACGUUUGGAAAAUUUGGAAAUUUCUGAACAGAAGCUACGGGAAAGAAUUACCCAAACGGAGGACUCCUGUUCGAAGCGUUUGCAACAGUCCGCCGAACGAGAAAUGGAGUUAAUGGAGCGCAUCAAGUCGUUAACCAAAGAAUUGGAUAGGCUGAAAUCGCAAAAGGAGAGCAACGAACGUGAUUUAAAGGAUAAACUUAAUCUUUCGAAUGACGAAAUUGCCAUCCUGCGUACCACACGGAGAAGCCUAAACGAAAGUGGGGUCUGUUCACCACGAAACACUUCAUCGUGUUCAGCAGUGGGCAAUAUGGAAUUUUCUCGCCUUCAAAAUGAAAUUGAAAGCCUAAGAUGUGUCUUGGAAUUGAAACAGAAGGAAAUUUCCAAGUUGACCAAACAAAAUGAAGAAUUGCUAAGGGAUGCCGAUGAGAAAUUAGCUUUGCAGACAAAAAUCUCUCUACUGGAAUCCAAGAAUGAAAUGCUGCUCUCUGAAAUGGAAAUUAAAUCGGAAAAGGAAAAGGAAUACCUGAGACAGAUAGAUGAAAUUCAAAAAGCAUUCAAUCAUGAGACGGUCAAACGUACCCGAUUGUCCUAUGACAAUGAAGCCCUGCAGUGGCAACUGAAGCAACGUUCCGAACAGUUGCAUCUUGUAGAGACCAAGCUGCAUGAACUCUCAUCCCACGAAAUGUCAUCGACCUCAAUCACCAAUCGUUCCUCUUCGAAUGGAUCUGCCUUAAAUUCAUCGCUGCACAUGGACGACAUUUCACCGCCCAGUUCUCCAGUUAUUAAGGGAGUUAUCGAAAAGACCGAUUCUGUGUCGUGGGUGCUCGAAAUGGACGACGAAACUCCAGAGGCCGCUGCUACGAAAAUGGUCAAACGAGCUGGUUCUUUUCGAUCUGUGGAACGUAGUUCCUCCAUGAGAAAACAGUUGUCUGUUAGUGCCAGUGCGGGACAAACAUUUAAUAAUAGUUUAUUGGAUACAACUGGGCCAAAUCCUCUCUCCCAGUCCAUGUCCGCCACCUCCGUGAUAAGAGAACAUUCCAAAGUUGAAACAAAUGAAUUUAAUAAUAGAUUACACCCACGUAUACGCUCAAAAUCAGUUAGUGUAAAGGGCUGCGAAGCCUUGCAACAAAAGCAGAAGUCAUCAUCUUCAAAAUUGUCGCGACAAUUGUCAUCGGGUAGUUCACGUAAAAGCACAGAGCCGGUUGAUUUCAAAGAACCCCUCACGUCCAGUUCUCCCUUUAGUGUUAGACCUAGAACCUCUACGUUAAAAAUUGAUAACGAACAGAGUGAAGAUGCUUUGUUUAGGCGCAGUAGUGCUAAGCUCAUUACUUGUGACACCUCCGCAUUAAAUAAAGGCGAACGUUUAGAGAUGCGCUCGCUACCCUCACACCCCUCUGUACAGGACUUGAAAGGUAUCAAAAAGUGUCAAGAAAUACAAGAGUCGGCGGGAGAAGCCAUGGUAUCGGGAACAAAUUCCGAGGACGAAAGUUGCUCAGCUUCGUCAGAUGAUGUUGUUAGUACAGCCUCGUCGUCAGGCAAUUCAGAUUCGACUAACUCCUCAAAUCAGUUGAAAAAUUCACGCAUGUCCAUAGAAGAUGUCUUGCUUAUGGAGAAGAUGAAUAGCCUAUCGGGCACGCCCAUGGAAGUCAGCUGGUCCGAAGAUGCAGAUGGCCUGGCAAACAGUUCUACGCUAUGACAUGACCUUGAACGUCAUGAUAUGUAUGAAGUCCAAGAGGACGAUGAGGAUAGUUUUUAAGGUGGUAAGCAUUAGUUGGAGCUCCACUUUUUCUUGCCCAUUGAGAACAAGUUAAUGGGAUACAUUUGCGCAAAUCAUCACCAUUGUUUAUUAGAACACUCCUGUAGACCACAAU